GCUUCGCUUCGUUUCGUCGUUCCUCGUAAAUUUCUUCUUCGCCAAUCGCCAAUUCGCCAAUUCUGCAUCAUUCUACGGAACGUCUAAUGGUAUGCCAUUAAUGUUGUGACGUGUUAUAUAUAUAUUUUUGAAGAAUAUAUUCGGCGCAAGAUUGGUGCGGCGUGCGGUGGAAAAGACGGCGCAAAAAAGUAUCGUAGUUUUAUGUUUACAGUAAGAAAAAAUGAUGCAGGAUGAAGACUUGGGUGGUUCAGUGAGGAAAAAUGUUUUCAGUCAAGGGAUAAUAAGAAUAUCACAGAUUUAUCAAAGAUACUUAGAUCUAUGGACUCCCCAUGUAAUAUCGCGAUGGAUAUUUGCUUUUUUCCUACUAGUACUUUUUAUUCUACGUAUAUUUAUCUCUCAAGGCUGGUAUAUUGUCACGUAUGCACUAGGAAUUUAUCACCUCAAUUUAUUCAUAGCAUUCCUUACUCCAAAAAUUGAUCCUGCUAUGGAUUUCGAUGACGGAGAAGGCCCAGAGUUACCUACAAGGUCAAACGAAGAGUUCAGGCCGUUCAUUAGAAGAUUACCUGAAUUUAAAUUCUGGUACUCAGUAACAAAAUCUACUGUUGUUGCCAUGAUAUGCACUCUAUUUGAUUGCUUUAACAUACCAGUAUUCUGGCCGAUACUUGUUAUGUAUUUCAUAACAUUAUUCUGUAUCACAAUGAAGCGGCAAAUAAAGCAUAUGAUCAAGUACAGGUAUCUACCUUUCACUCAUGGCAAACCAAAAUAUCAGAACCAUGAAGAUACUUCGCGGUUAAUAUCGUCAAAAUGAAUAGAAGUGAAGAAUAUAUUGUGUCUGUACAGAGAGUUGGGGGAGGGGGGGGGGGUUGCGAGGAGAGGACGUAAGAGCGUUUACAUUUUAAUUUUUCCCAGUACAGGGCGAGGAAUAUAGCAAAAGAAAAAGAUUUUUUUAGCGCCAUUAAAAGGAAAGGAUAUUGCCUUGUACAAGAAAGGAGAUCGAGUCCUCGCAAGGACUUGUAACUCUAAAUUAUAUAAUGUACGGUAUAUACACUGGAUUAUCUUAAUAUAUUUGUAUCAUAAAACUUGUACAAAAUAUUGUUAGCUCUUAUUUCAUUAAAAGAAAUGAAGAAAAAAAAUAUGGUCACAUCGAAGUUGUUGUAGUUGUCAAUGUAAUAGACGAAUGUAAGCGGUUCAUAUAAAGACAAAGAUUUAUUCGUAGUUAA
Messenger RNA from Wasmannia auropunctata (little fire ant), 1220 nucleotides. Its product is annotated as protein RER1. The record is from RefSeq and is a predicted model, not a curated record. Gene Ontology annotation, biological process: retrograde vesicle-mediated transport, Golgi to endoplasmic reticulum; protein retention in ER lumen. Gene Ontology annotation, cellular component: Golgi membrane. The transcript has 6 exons. NCBI's taxonomy places the organism in Eukaryota, Metazoa, Arthropoda, Insecta, Hymenoptera, Formicidae. Bases 221 to 808 code for a protein of 195 amino acids.